Messenger RNA from Gigantopelta aegis, 1764 nucleotides. RefSeq lists its product as uncharacterized. The coding region runs from base 1 to 1764 and encodes 587 amino acids. The record is from RefSeq and is a predicted model, not a curated record. The transcript is spliced from 15 exons. Gene Ontology annotation, biological process: DNA-templated transcription. Gene Ontology annotation, cellular component: RNA polymerase I complex; RNA polymerase III complex. Gene Ontology annotation, molecular function: protein dimerization activity. Lineage: Eukaryota; Metazoa; Mollusca; Gastropoda; Neomphalida; Peltospiridae.
AUGGAGAAAUGGACAAAAACCGAACAAGACUUAGAUAUACCUGAUUUUCCACCAUUUGAUGACAUCAACUCUACAGACUGGGAGUUCUACAAUGAAGGAGUUCAAUAUAACGCUGGUACAAAUGGUCGUCAUGACAACACUACUAAAGUUCUCAUAGAAGAAUUAGGACCAGACUGGUCAAAGAAAUUAAAAGAAUUUGAUCCUCACCCUUUGGCUGCAGCGUCCAUAGGUCAAGUUCAUCGAGCUUGCCUUCAUGAUGGAACUGAAAUAGCUAUGAAAAUUCAAUUCACACUUAGUAAAGCGGGUUUACAACAGAUUCCAAUGUAUCCGAAGACAUUGGUUUAUCCAUAUGGUGAGAAUGACAGCACAGAAUUCCAAUUGGAGAUGAUCCGAGCCAGACAAGAGAAAUACCAGUGUCAGCCGCCACAAGAGGAGGACAAUACUUGUGAUAUGGACAUGACAGAAGCAUGUCCUGUUAAUAUUACACUCAAUGUACCUGUAGUACCUUCAGUAGAAAAAGGAAAGAAGGUUCUCCAAUUGAUGCAAAAGCCUGACUUAAAAGGGGGACAAUUGUUAGAUGACAGAGGAGGGCGUGGUCGUUGUCCGCAGGUAAAAUUAGACUGUGAAGACAAGAUUCUAUUGACACAGGAACAGCAGGUUUUUGAAGCGCAGUUUAGUAAUCGCUAUGGUGUGAUGAUGAGAGUCACAACCACACCCGUUCAUCGUAGCCCCUCCUCUUGUCCCAGAAUGACAAUUGGUCACACAAUCCCUUUAUCUGGUUCAACAUACACUAUAACCACCAAGAUAGCAAAAGGAGGGUUUGCUACAGUUUAUACAGUCACUGGUAUAGAUGAAGAAAAGAAAGCAUUAAAGGCACAGAGUACUGACUCACCAGGUAGCUAUCCUGGCUGUGACGACUCCUGGAAUAUUGAUAAAUUUAAGGAGAAAUUCCAUGUUGACAUUGUUAGUCUUAGUUAUGCUACAGCUGAAUUUGAUAUGGUCAGAUUAGAUGCUGCUAUUGCUAAUGCUAUUCGUCGUGUUCUCAUUGCUGAGGUUCCUACGAUGGCAAUUGAGAAAGUACAUAUUCAUAAUAAUACAUCCAUUAUCCAGGAUGAGGUUUUAGCCCAUCGGAUGGGACUCAUUCCAAUAUUUGCAGAUCCUCGUAAAUUCUCUUUUCUUCCUCCUCAGGAAGAAGGAACACCAUUUCCAGAGCCUUCAUCUCAACAUAUGCUUGAGUUUAAGUUGAAAGUAAAAUGUACUCGUAAUCCUAAAGCACCUCAAGAUUCAGAAGACCCCAAUGAACUCUACCAGUGUCAUAGAGUUACUACAGAUGACAUGAAAUGGGUUCCAAUAGAUGAACAAGAUAAAAUGUUUUCAGUACAUGAUAUUCGUCCUGUUGAGAAUGAUAUCUUAAUUGCUAAGCUCCGCCCAGGACAAGAAAUAGAUCUUAGAUUAAUUUGUGUUAAAGGCAUUGGUAAAGAUCAUACCAAAUUUUCACCAGUUGCUACUGCUUCAUAUCGACUGUUGCCGGAAAUAACUUUAACUAAACCAGUAGUUGGACCACUGGCUGACAAAUUGGCAAUGUGUUUUCCUAAAGGUGUCAUAAAAGUACAAGAUGUUGCUGGUAAGUCAAAAAGGGCAUUUGUAUCUAAUCCUCGUAAAGAUUCUUGCAGUAGAGAAGUUUUAAGACAUGAGGACUUGAAGGAAUGCGUAGAGUUAUCUCGUGUUAGGGAUCACUUUAUAUGUAAGUGCAGUGUCUUGUAA